GGUGAUCCAGGUGUAGAAGAAACACUCAUAUUAUCACCUGUUUGUUGAGAUGAAGGUGAGCCCAUCGAUUGUUGUUGUUGUUGUUGUUGCUGUUGUUGUUGAAUAACGCGUUGAGCUACCAUCUGAUUGACAAUAGUUUGAAGCAUAAUGAGUUUAGACUGAGCUUCUUGUUCUUGUUUUCUUGCUGCUUCUUUUUCUUCAUUUGAAAUAUCUGGUCUUUCCAUAUUUCUACGUAUCAUGGCUAUUUGAUUAUUAAAGAACUCAAUUUGUUGUUGAUAUUGAGUGAUAGCUUGUGGAAUUUGUGGUAUAUGUGCAGGCUGUUGAUUGUUCGACAUGAUGAAAUACGCGUAUACUUGAAGAAGAAGAAAAAAAAAAACUUUAAAGCAUAGACUUGUUCGUAUGUGACUUUUUUUUUCUUUUUUGUUGUUGUUGUUGGAUGUUUAUUGGUAUCACUGGAUCACUCAGUAGUGGUAAACAUACUGUAGCUCAAUACUUGGUAGAGAGACACCAGUUUCAAUACUUGACUUUGGUAGAGCAUGCAGAUAGACUAGGUAGAGAUCCGUUAUACGACCAUGCCAAACAAUUUAUCACAGUAAAUGAUAUGCAACAGUAUGUUACUGAACACUGGCAAGAUAACUUUGUAACGUGUGAUGUAGACAGUCGAGAUCUAUGGGCUUUAAAAAAACGCCCCUUUUUCUUAUUAGUCUCUGUGGAAGCACCUAUCACUCUACGUUAUGAGCGCACCAAUCAAAGACUUACUUUGAAGCAACAAGCAAACAUAAGCCUAGAAUCAUUUUUGGCUCAAGAUGAUCAAUCUACAUUCAAUAUCUCUGCUGAAGAUAAGGACGAGAUAGUGUCUGCCACACCCUUACUGAAUAUCAUGGUCUCUUCCGAUUUGACUAUCGCCAAUGUUUAUCGUGACACAUACAGUCUAUUUGAAGCCUUGGAUCGUCGUGAUUUGAUCAACAAGGAGCGUUUGAGACCGACAUGGGAUACGUAUUUUAUGCAGCUAUCUGACUUAGCAGCCCAACGAUCCAACUGUAUGAAACGACGUGUGGGUUGUAUCCUAGUGAAGGAUCACCGUGUGAUUGCUACAGGUUAUAAUGGCACACCGCGCGGAUUGCGUAACUGUAACGAAGGAGGGUGUGGCAGAUGCAAUGAUGCAUCCCCGUGUGGUACCGGACUUGACCGAUGUCUCUGUAUGCAUGCUGAGGAGAAUGCUCUGCUAGAAGCAGGAAGAAGCAUUGUUGUGCAUGAUAGUAGUGUCGUACUCUAUUGUAACACAUGCCCUUGUUUAGGAUGUGCUAUCAAGAUUGUUCAGCAAGGUGUGAAGGAAGUUGUCUAUAAUAGAUCGUAUGGAAUGGAUCAAAUGACAGCCAGCGUCUUUAGAGAAGCCAAUGUGAAAUUAAGGCAGCAUAGUCCACCUUCUUUAAGGGUAGAGAUGCGCACUGAUAUAGAAGAAGAGAUUUCAUUAUUAGGUUUAAAAUAAAAUAAAAAUUUUCACAUUACUGAAUUAGGUAGAUUCUUGCCUUUAUCUGAUCGUAAACAGUGAUAGUGUGUACUACGUAUGAAUAAUAAAGUUUCUACCAUUGAAUCGAUAUAUAAAUGCUACCUGGUUCC
Molecule: messenger RNA, 1620 nt
Organism: Gilbertella persicaria
Lineage: Eukaryota; Fungi; Mucoromycota; Mucoromycetes; Mucorales; Choanephoraceae
Product: cytidine deaminase-like protein
Exons: 3
Coding region: 437-1489 (350 amino acids)
Molecular function (GO): hydrolase activity; zinc ion binding
Source: RefSeq, a predicted model, not a curated record